This is a messenger RNA of Cynara cardunculus var. scolymus (artichoke), 1161 nucleotides long. RefSeq lists its product as uncharacterized. Bases 1 to 1161 code for a protein of 386 amino acids. Lineage: Eukaryota; Viridiplantae; Streptophyta; Magnoliopsida; Asterales; Asteraceae. Gene Ontology annotation, molecular function: DNA-binding transcription factor activity. The transcript has 5 exons. The record is from RefSeq and is a predicted model, not a curated record.
AUGGUUGAAGAAGAACAUACACCUAAGUGUAGUAAUAGCGGCAGCGGCGGUGGUGGUGGUGGUAGAUCGUCGAAAAAGCUGAAGCAUAAAAAGGUGCCGCAGAGAGGAAUGGGGGUGGCGCAGCUUGAGAAGAUAAUAUUAGAGGAACAACAAAAGAAAGACGUAGGGAUUUUGACACCUAAUUCAAUCAUAUCUCCGGCGACUUCUUCUUCUUGUUUGGCCAACAUUCAGUCAGUUCCUAAUUUCAGGCCGCCGUUAGUUCCUUUACCACCACCAUUGCCGCCGAAUCACCAACCUCUGAUUCCAAGAACUGAUGGUGUGAAUCCUAGUUUUGUGUCUAAGCCAAUGCAUACGAGCAGUGAUGGUGGUAAUAACUGGAGUAGAUCAUCGACUGGUGGUGAGUACAGGUUCCAUGGGGAGAAUCCGAAUCCAAAUCCGAAUCCGAAUCAAAAUCGUGGGUUGGACCACCGUGGAUUCACGGCCGCCACCGCCAUGCCAACCAAUCUAGUUGGCUUGCCUUACGAAUCCAACCCUCCUAUUUGGCCACCGCACUCCAAUAUUGCACAGAGAUCACAACCUUUUCAGCAACCCUGUUCCUCAUCAAUGGUGAAUGUUUCAUUAGGAACGACAUCAUCAUCAUCCGUCAUGAAUUUUCAGAUGGAGCCCCCUUCAAACCAAAGCUAUUGUGGCAACAACUAUCCACCAUUGUGGCCAGAUGAAGACAAGAUGAUUGGCAUGAAGAGAUCAUACCCUUUUUCAAUGGAAAAUAUGCCAAUUCCCUCUUUCAACUGCAAAUUCCCUUUCUCUCCAAUCUCAAGACCAGAUGAAUCAACUUCUUGUAGCAAUGGAGGCACUACUAGUUUAGAGCCUUCCAAUCCUAGUUUCAGAGAAACCCCUUCAAGCUUAGGUGCGAUGACAGAUCAAAUGACCAAGAAACUUAUUGACGAAAACCACGGUCUCACCAAAGAUUUUCUCACAUUGGCACCUCCUCGAGCAUCGCACUCGAGUUUAAAAGAGAAGAUGGUUCAAACACACAAAAACCCAUCUGGAGGAGAAUGGCCAAACCAACAGCCAUUGCAUAGUUUCUUUCCAGCAGCAAAGACUCCUGGAACCAGCAAUGGGGAAGCAGUGGAACAUGUUGAUCUCAAUUUGAAGCUGUAG